Pseudopodoces humilis (Tibetan ground-tit) is the source of this 2501-nucleotide messenger RNA. It is a transcript of the gene ETNK1, whose product is annotated as ethanolamine kinase 1. Gene Ontology annotation, molecular function: ethanolamine kinase activity. Lineage: Eukaryota; Metazoa; Chordata; Aves; Passeriformes; Paridae. Gene Ontology annotation, biological process: phosphatidylethanolamine biosynthetic process. The record is from RefSeq and is a predicted model, not a curated record. Gene Ontology annotation, cellular component: cytoplasm.
CCGCUUUAUCGGCAGCCGAAGUGGAAAUUUCCCCGUCAGUUCCCGGCUCCGCCGCGAAGGAAGCACUGGUGGGAGCCGCCUGCUCUCGUCUCCCCGUGCCGCGCCGCGUCCUGCCUGCUGUCAUGUCCAACUACAUCCACGUCCCGCCUGGCUCGCCGGAGGUGCCCAAAUUGGACAUCACCGUCAGCGAGCGGGAGGGGCUCGGGUAUCGCCAGGGCGCCCUGCAGCUCCUGCGCCGGCUGCGCCCGCACUGGAGACCCGAGGAGGUGACGCUGCAGCUGUUCACUGAUGGUAUCACCAAUAAAUUAAUUGGCUGCUACGUAGGUGACAUAACAGAUGAUGUUGUUCUAGUUCGGAUCUAUGGGAACAAGACCGAGCUCCUGGUGGAUCGGGAUGAGGAGGUGAAGAGUUUCCGCGUGUUGCAGGCCCAUGGCUGUGCACCUCAGCUCUACUGUACCUUUAACAAUGGCCUGUGCUAUGAGUUCAUGCAGGGAGAAGCCCUGGAUCCAGAGCAUGUGUGCAAUCCAGAUAUUUUCAGGCUCAUUGCUAGACAGCUUGCUAAAAUCCAUACUAUUCAUGCACACAAUGGAUGGAUCCCUAAAUCUAAUUUGUGGCUGAAAAUGGGGAAAUAUUUCUCUCUCAUACCCACAGAAUUUGCAGAUGAGGAAGUAAAUAAAAGAUUCUUAAGUGACAUUCCAAGUCCUCAAGUUCUUCAGGAGGAGAUGGCCUGGAUGAAGGAAAGACUGUCAAAUUUAGGAUCGCCAGUGGUGCUCUGUCACAAUGACCUGUUAUGUAAGAAUAUUAUUUACAACAAGAAAAGAGGUGAUGUGCAGUUCAUAGACUAUGAGUACUCUGGGUACAACUACCUGGCUUAUGACAUUGGAAAUCACUUCAAUGAAUUUGCAGGAGUAAAUGAGGUAGACUACAGCCUUUAUCCCAACAGAAAAUUACAGGAGCAAUGGCUGAGAUCUUACCUUGAGGCCUACAAAGAAUAUAAAGGAUUUGGCACAGAAGUCAGUGAAAAAGAAGUUGAAGUUCUGUAUGUCCAAGUCAAUCAGUUUGCACUGGCUUCACACUUCUUUUGGGGAUUGUGGGCUUUAAUUCAAGCCAAAUAUUCCACCAUUGAUUUUGAUUUUCUAGGGUAUGCAAUUGUUCGGUUUAACCAGUAUUUCAAAAUGAAACUGGAGGUCAUGUCGUUAACUCUUCCUGAGUAAUGAAGAGGAGGACUCUUACCAAGUGGAUAGACAACCCCUGAAUCUUUUCUGAGAACAGAUACUGGAAAAAAGCUAAACAUUUGUUGAAGUGCUGUAAUGCUCACUUGGUGGUUCUUGCUUUAUAAAUAAUGCCUCUAGACAGUCCUUCAAUGUUAAAUUUAUUAUGAAGAACAUACGUACUGCUGUUGAUAUAAAACAGAUUAGAAACUUGCUAAAUCUAUAAAAAGUUGUAGAAAUGGCAAUUUAAUCCUUCUUUGUAAUUUAACAUAUGUUGUAUGUGAAUUAUUUAUUAUACAUUUAACAUGAUUCUGUUGCUGCUUUCAUCAGUUUUUGUUAAAGUUGGGUGCAGACAGUGAAGUUGUUCCAAAGGAUUCAUUUAACAACUUAUUUUAUUGAAGUUGCUUAGCUUAUGCUAAAGAAGACAUGUCAGAGAAUUCUUCUUUUAGAGGCCUACGAGCAAAAGGAGUGACAAUAGACUUGUAAGAUCUCUAGUGUGGUAUAGCUAGGGAGAAGGGUUAGGAUGAUCUUUAUUUCCUCCCUCCCUUUUUUUUUUUUAAAGGUAGCUUUCCAUAUGGUGGUACUUUUCUUUUACACAAGAAUCAAGCAUCUUGUUGAAGUUAUAAAUAACAUUUUGUUCUUUUUUUUUUUUUUUUUUGCUUAUUGAGCUGUAGAAAUGUUCAAGCUCUGUGACCACAAGAUUCUCUGAGGAUAUUGUACCAAUCACUGGUGUUAGAUGGACAACCUUCCAUCUUUAACUUCCAUUGGAAAGCUGCUUGUUUAUUAAGUGCACUCUUAAAAUCAAAAGACCACUAUUCCAAACCUCUCUUCCUUUUUGAAACUUGAUUCUAGAUUUGAACACUAUUCUGGUGUCUGUAUCUGUUGUGCUCCAGUGGCAGAAUGGACUGUUGGACUGGAGAUAGGAGAGCAGAGAUCCUGUUGCACUGGGGAGCAAGACACAGGUUUACAGUUCCUGUAUGGAUGACAACUUUCUGCUUUGUCAUCUUCUAACCUUGCACUCUUAAGUCUUAAAUGCCUGGUCCUGUAGUUGUGCAGAUUCUGGUAUGUCUGGUGGUCCUUUUUUUUUUUUUUUCCUGUCAGCAAAUUGUUUUCCAAAGCCUCCAGUUUGAAGGACAGUAAGGAAAAGUGUAUGACUUGAGCAGUGAGGCUUUGAUCAUCACACACAUUUUAUUUCUUAAGGGUAUUAUACCAAGAAUGGUCUGGAUUACAAAAUAUUAACUGAAAAGAAAAUGUUUACCUAAUGGAACAAUUCAUAAGUUUGUGUGGAAA